This is a messenger RNA of Trichoderma breve, 3456 nucleotides long. Its product is annotated as ankyrin repeats (3 copies) domain-containing protein. The coding region runs from base 1 to 3456 and encodes 1151 amino acids. Gene Ontology annotation, molecular function: protein binding. The record is from RefSeq and is a predicted model, not a curated record. The transcript is spliced from 4 exons. Lineage: Eukaryota; Fungi; Ascomycota; Sordariomycetes; Hypocreales; Hypocreaceae.
AUGGGUGAUGUGAAGCAAGCAAAAUCUUCAAGGUUGCGUUCAUUUUUCCGGCGAAAAAAAGAACCGAGUUCUCAAGAAAACAUUCACCAGUCAAAGAAUGCAAUACAAAACAAAGAAGAACCACCCAUCAAAGGCGCACAGACAACUGAACAGUCCGAUUUGACGGGUUCGUCUCAACCGCCCAGCCUAAGGCCGACGAGCAGCGUAGGAGAUGGGCCUGCCGAAUCUCCAGACAUAGCAAUUCUAGGGUUCGAUCUAUGGUCCCGAGCUUAUCAAGCACUGGAUGAAAAGUCCCGAAAAUGGAUUCUAGGUACUUCUGAACUCAAACCGGGAACUGGGAAACAGUGGACCGCAGAUCUUAUAACCCUUGUUCGAGAAAGAGAAAGAUCAUACAAGGACAGCACUCCGAAGCUCAAGAUAGGUGACCGUGAGAUUAUAUGGAGAGAUUAUGCCAACAAGACAGUAAUGUGGCUGGUGACAAUCGGGGACAUUGCCGUCAACUUUGCUCCCGCACCGUCUCCCAUUAUCUGGUCCGCUCUCAAAGUGUUCAUGAAGACACAUGUAGCUCAAUGCGAAGACCUCGUAGCCAUUUUCGGGUGUGCUGAAAGGGUUCUCAGCGUCAUGAGGCGAGGCACAGUGUAUGAGAUAGUUUAUCUCCAAGAUGCGCCCCCUAAUAACGCAACAGAGGACUUAAAAGAUGUUCUUUUCAAUUUAUACAAGGUAUUGUUUCAGCUGCUAACCCAUGCCCUUGAGCGAUUGAACGAGGGCCAAGGACGACAAUUCUUCCACGCCCUCAUCUCCCCCGGAAAGGGCGAAGAGUUGGUGUCAGCUUUAUCUGACCACGAAAACAAGUUAUCGAUGGUAGUCCAAGCCUGUGGUGCCAUCCAAUUGCAAGAGCAUCAGAAUCUUUUGCAAAGUCUCAGUGCACCGCUAAGACGCGUUGAUGAGAAUGUGAAAAACUUGAUCGAGCAUCUCCAAGAGAAAAACCUAGACGAGGCUUUAGACUACAUAAGUGCCAUCCCCAUCGGGAAGCACCAUUUUGAGAAGAGAGAGACUAGAGCGCCCGAGACAUGCGAGUGGCUGUUGAAACACCAGAGGUUUCUUGAAUGGGAAGAGUCGAGCUGUUCUUCGACUCUAUGGCUUCAAGGAAGUAUUGGCGCAGGGAAGUCUUAUCUUACUUCUAAAGUUAUUGACCGCUAUGUCUUUGACAAUGAAGCGCAAGGUAAAAACGACGAAGGCUUUGCCUAUUUUUACUGCAGCCGCUCAGAUACAGCUCGUCGAGAUUCAAAAUCCGUUUACCAAAGCUAUAUUCGCCAACUUGCUCAACUAAACCAUUACCCAACUGGGAUGCACAAGAGCAUCUCUGAUCUAUACCGCAAGGCCAAGAAAGAGCAGAGAGAACUUAGUAUAACCGAAUGCAAAGCAGCGCUGUCCGAACUUCUCAAGUCCUAUCCACGGACUACCUUGGUACUCGAUGCUCUUGACGAAUGCGAAGUAGGCGCUAGGAAAGAAAUUGUUCUUGUUCUGCACAGCCUUGCUACGGAUGCCGAGCGCCCAGUCAAGGUUUACAUCGCUAGUCGCAGAGAACCUGACAUUGAAAGAAGUCUGGGCUCUGAAAGUUUAAUCGAGAUUGGCACCUCCGAUAAUAAAGGUGAUAUCGAAAAGUACAUUGAACAAGAGAUGACACGAUUUGAUGAAGAAUGGGAAUCGGUUUCACAAGGCGUUAGAGAAGAGGUCAAGCGCACGAUUACCGACCAAAGCGAUGGGAUGUUUAGAUGGGCAUAUCUCCAGUGGGAGCAGCUCAAGAAAUUUAAAACCGACCAAAGUAUACUUGAGAGACUGGGGAAGCUUCCCAAAAGUCUCGAGCACGCCUAUGACGAGAUUUAUUCCCAAAAUGAAGGAUAUGAGUUGGCCAUUUUGCAGCGGGCAGUCAAAUGGGUCUUGUGCGCUGCAGAGCCACUUUCAAACGACGUGCUCCUAUGGGCCAUUCGACUGGAAACCCAGACAGACAGCAAGGUUGAAGCAGCCCUCACACUAUCAAGUCCUGUUACACAGUCUACAUUGGAGUCAAUCUGCUGCAACUUGGUUGUCAGAGAUUCCAAGCUGGAAGUGUGGAAGUUCCCCCAUGCAUCAGCCGCGGAAUAUUUUGAGGGCAGACACAAGGACUGGACGGGAAAGGCACACGAAGAUGUGGCAAUCUUGCUGAUUUCUUAUUUGAUCGACUGCUACUCGGAGUGGAGAAUACCACAUUGGAACGACUAUUUAGAUCUAUCGUUAAAUGUACUAGAUCAUGGCGACUAUCUCAACCUUGAACAUCCACUUCAAGAUUAUGCAAGGAGGUUUUGGGCGUGGCAUGCGCGCGGUGCUUCGGACUACCACCAAGUAUCACCGAUUUUGAAACGAUUUCUAGGAGCGGCGGGACCGCAGAAAUCUUCAAGCCGACAGUAUCAAGCAUGGUGCAAACACAUUAAUACAAGAACUGGACCUGAAAAUUUGGAUUUUCGUGAUCUGUUUCCAGCAGAAAUGUCUAUUUUUGGGAUUUGUGCCUUGGGCCUUCACACUUUGCUUGAAGGGUGGUGGGAUGAUAGCAUCGAUGUGUCACUAAUUAAUGAUGAGGAAAUGGACUUACUAUCAAUUGCUGCCAGAUAUGGUCACCGCAGUCUCUGCUCGGAUCUUGUCAACCACGGAAGUGUUAUCAACAGACCCUUGGAAAGCGGGCUUGACAGUGCGCUAGCCUGGGCCCUUGGACGUCAACAGGUUGAAACAGCGGCAUUCUUGCUAGAUAAAGGCUGCAACCCUGACAACUAUGCGAAUUAUCGAAGUUAUCUUUGUAUUGCUGCUCAUGAAGAGCAGCUGGUCGAAAUGCUUCUCAAAGCAGGAGCGGAUCCAAAUAUCCAGUGCCGGUGUUGCCUAUAUGGCUGCGCCUUAGAGGCAGCUGCCGGUAGGGGAAGGGUCGACUCAGUGAGGGCGCUCAUAAAACAUGGGGCAGAUGUUAAUUUCACACCGACAUGUUCAUGGGAAGGUUUCGGAAGUCCUCUAGCAGCAGCCGCGUGGGAAGGAUCGCUAGAUUGCGUCAAGCUUCUCCUAGAGCAUGGUGCCAGCGUGAAUGCACAGCUAAACCACGGAGAUUACGGCAGUGCCUUGGCAACGGCAGCGUACAAAGGAUGGCUGGAGUGCGUCAAGCUUCUCAUAGAGCACGGUGCUGAUACAAAUGCACAACUAAAGCAUGGAAAGUUCGGCAGUGCAUUGGGUGCUGCUCUUUUUGGGUGGGCAGAGGGCAUUGAGAUUGUCAAGUACUUGGUUGAAGAAGCAGGGGCAGACGGCAGCAUUCUAUCCUCAUGCCCAGGUUUACCGAGCAUACCCUCGGAGGUACGCACACUUGAAAGAGCGAGAUAUCUUGUGGAGGGAGGCUAUAUUCAGGCCAGUAUUUUGACUGACCUCGGUUUAGAAGUAUAA